UGGAUGAUCAGGUGGAUGGUAUAUAACGAACAAGGAUGAAUGCAGAAGAUCGCUGAAGGAGUUGCAGGCUGCGAGAGACUCCUGAAGAACACGAGGAAGAAAAAGAAAACAACAGAGCAUCUACGGGGGGUUUGGAAGUCAUCCAGUAUGCGUCUGCUAGCGGUUUUGGCUUUGCUCUUCUGCGUAGUGGUGUGUGUGGACCAGGCAAGAGCAGAAAUGCAGGCAGUGAAGCUGUGUGGUCGGGAGUUUCUGAGGGCUGUGGUCUACACCUGUGGAGGCUCCCGUUGGAAGAGAUUCUUCAGUGAACCAGACAUGGGCGGUCUGUCUGCAGGGGAGCAGAACAGCUUGGAAAACCUUAGCAUCCCGGGAUCUAACUGGAGCAAACGGGACAUAAACAACAUCCUGACAAACUUGUGCUGUCAGGUGGGCUGCAGGAAAAGCGAACUCACCUACUUGUGCUGAUGGACUAUUUGGUCUUUUAUUUUUCCUCUCAGUGACCAAAAUAACUGCCUUGUCUCCCAUCUUGCCUUAAAACCUAAAUUUCACUCUGACGUCUAAUAUGAUCGUUGUAGAAAAGAGAUAGUGAAUGUGGUGCAUCUGUGAAUUUUUGUGUGAAUUUGAGCUCAAUAACUUUAUCAAUAAAUACAUGACUGAAUGUAUUUUAAGUAGAGCUUGUAUCAGAGCUUAUAGGAGUGUAUUAAUUGCAGAUCGAUUAAGACAGCCAUCUAAGAUCUCUAAGACACUUCGUCAGGUCUUAGAUGGCAGAUAACUAAGACCUGAUGUCUCAGAUAUGUGUGCAGAAUAAAAUAACUGUGGUACAAGUUUGUAUAGCUUAAAAUUCUGCUUUUAUGUCUAACACUUAUAUUUUAAAUUGUUAUAAGAAAAAUAAAUGUU
Molecule: messenger RNA, 894 nt
Organism: Xiphophorus maculatus (southern platyfish)
Lineage: Eukaryota; Metazoa; Chordata; Actinopteri; Cyprinodontiformes; Poeciliidae
Gene: insl5a
Product: relaxin-3
Exons: 2
Coding region: 40-462 (140 amino acids)
Cellular component (GO): extracellular region
Molecular function (GO): hormone activity
Source: RefSeq, a predicted model, not a curated record